AAAAAUUUCUGAAUUUUAUAUGAGACCAGCAUCAGUGCCCAGAUUAUCUGAACACUGUUUAUAAUCCUUUCUAAUCUUUUUCAUCAUUGAUUUCCUCCCAAAAGCGCCACCAAUAACCACUGAAUCAUCAUCAGCAUCAACCACCACCACCAGCAGAACAACCACCAUCACCACCACCACUGCCACCACUGCCAAAGCAACUGCUCCUAAAUCAACAGUGGCACAAGAAAUGACAACUGAUGAAGUGAAAACUAAGAAACCACCACUGCUGAAAACUAGGUUCUGUCGUGGCACGGACUUGAGUGAAAUUGAGGAUUCCUACGAAUUCCCUAGAGCAAGGGAAGGGGAAGUAGCUGAAAGAAAUUGCCCUCUGGGCUGGGCAGGAGUCGCCAGAUGGCGCUGUGGCGAAGGCGGCGAAUGGGCCUCCAAAUAUCCCGACUUCUCUGUGGGUAAAGUGGACGGCCUGAACUCCCAAAUAAUUGGCGCGAGCGUGAAUUUUGGCAAGAGGCGAAUCGCCAGGAUGGCGCAAGAUUUAGCGAAUUCGGGAUACAACGCAGAAACGUCGGUGGACGGGCCACGCAUCAAAUUCCGCAAUUUGCGAACGGUUGAUGUCAACGAUGGGAAUGGGUCCGUCAUGUGCAGUUAUUGGCACAUUGGCAGAGACGAAUGGGCCACAGAUGGCUGCCGAAUGGUGCUUUUGACCCCGUCCGAGGUUCACUGCGUGUGCAAUCACUUGACUAAUUUCGCUGUCCUCAUGGACAUUCAUGGAGCUGUCAUUUCU
Messenger RNA from Notodromas monacha, 781 nucleotides. The record is from the annotation of a GenBank genome assembly. Lineage: Eukaryota; Metazoa; Arthropoda; Ostracoda; Podocopida; Cyprididae.